AUGGUGGAGUUUAUCAUGACCGUAGAUAGAUGUGAGCAUGUUGAUAUGGCUUUGAUUGAGAAUGAAAGACAAGUGACAGAUGAAGAGAAUGACUUACAACUUCAGGUCACAGAAAAAUUCAAGGAGAUGCAUGUGAGUGCAAAAUUGGGUGGUCUAGAAUGGGCCAUGGAACCUCAACUUGGUGUUACAGCUGCUGGUCCUUCUAGAGUAGAAGAGGAGGAGGAAGGUGACCAAUAUAUGGAGCCGAGUGUUGACCAUGAGAGAGAUGAUCCAUUUGGAGUUGAUGAAGAGUGGAGGUAUUUUAGGAAGGUUGUGUCAAUAGGUUCUAGCCAUACAUGUGCUAGCACCAGCCAACAAUUGAAGAUAUCAAUUGGAACACCACAUGGACUCACAAUACACACAGAUGCUUGCAAAGGCUUAGAGAUAGCAGUCCAUGACGUCUUCCAAGGUGACGUUGAGCAUAGAGAGUGUUUUAGGCACCUCAUGCAGAAUUUUAGAAAGCACUUUGAUGGAGAUGUGCUAAAGUACAUGUGGCCUUGUGCUUGGGCAUGUACUCCUAGGAGGCAUCACUGGCUUUGGGACAAAAUUGGAGAGAAUUGUCCAGCGGCAAUUCCUUACUUGCAAGCAGAGCACAAACAACUUUGGUCUCGAGCUAAGUUCUCAGGGGAAUGCAAGGUUGAUUAUGUGAAUAACAACAUAUCAGAGUCCUUCAACAACUGGAUUAAAGAGACCAAAGGGUUCCCUGUGGAUGUCCUCGUGGACACAAUUAGGGGUAUGAUCAUGGAAAAGAUAGCUAUGAGGCAGCAUAUAGCUAACAAACUUGAAGGGUCCAUUCUCCCUAGUGUUAUAAAUGAGCUAAAAAUGAAGAGUAGAAACUUGAAGUACACAAUUAAGGGGAGUGGUGGUCUCAAGGCUGAGGUAUCUGGAUUGACUAAGGACAACUAUCCUUGGAGGCAUGCUAUGGAUCUUGAAAGCAAGACAUGUUCAUGUGGGCAGUGGCAUAUUUCCGGUAAACCUUGCACACAUGUUAUUGCCUUUAUAGGUUCCUUGAGACAAAUAAAACUUGAUGACUAUGUGCAUGACUACUACUCAGUUCAUCGUUUCAAGGAUACUUAUCAGUUUGAGGUGAACCCAAUGGUUGGCAAGUCACAGUGGCCUAUUGUUGAUCUCGGGUUCCAAAUGUUGCCUCCAAAGCUUGAAAGGAAAAGGAAAGAAAAAACAAGUACUUCAAACUCCACCAAAGCUCCUAAAAAAUCUAAGGAGUCUACUAAACUUGCUGCUAAAUUACCACCAUCACUUCCUGUCAAAUCUAGUAAAAGAAAGGGAGGAUGUGGUACUUCAAAAUGCAAGAAUGCUUCCAAAAAGUCAAAGAAGAAUGCUACAGGAACCUCUACUUCUUCUGAGCCCCCUACUGAACUUGCUGUUGAACCUAGAAAAAGAAAGGGAGGAGGUGCUACUUCAAAGAAUGGUACAGGAAUAACCUCUACUUCUUUAGUCACUCAAUCACAUGGUACAGCUACAGCUAGCCCCUCUACUUUCUUAGCCAUCCAAGCACCAGUUAGUCCAGGACCAACAACAAGAAGGAUGGCAGCUUCUAUUUCUACACCAACAAUACCACCAGGCACACCAGUGAGUCCAGGGCCAAUAACAAGAUGA
This is a messenger RNA of Miscanthus lutarioriparius, 1656 nucleotides long. The record is from the annotation of a GenBank genome assembly. NCBI's taxonomy places the organism in Eukaryota, Viridiplantae, Streptophyta, Magnoliopsida, Poales, Poaceae.